Messenger RNA from Clarias gariepinus (North African catfish), 3891 nucleotides. Its product is annotated as adhesion G-protein coupled receptor G7-like. Gene Ontology annotation, molecular function: G protein-coupled receptor activity. Bases 1 to 3891 code for a protein of 1296 amino acids. The record is from RefSeq and is a predicted model, not a curated record. Gene Ontology annotation, cellular component: membrane. Lineage: Eukaryota; Metazoa; Chordata; Actinopteri; Siluriformes; Clariidae. Gene Ontology annotation, biological process: cell surface receptor signaling pathway; G protein-coupled receptor signaling pathway. The transcript is spliced from 17 exons.
AUGGCACUGGCAGCACGGAACUCUGCCUUUGCCUCUGCUAACAUAUUGGAAUAUAAACACGCCACCUAUCAACUUCGGAAGACUAUUAAGUCUGCGAAACGUGAGUACAGGGACAAAGUGGAACAACAAUUUGAUGAUCCUAGAAGAAUGUGGCAGGGACUGAAUACAAUUACGGACUUCAGAGAGAAAACCAGCACACCGCAGACCACGGCCUCUAUGUGUGAGGAUCUAAACGUAUUUUACGCUAGAUUCGACACAGGAAACAACACGAGACUGCCCAGCGAACGCAUCAUGGAUGACGUAAGUGCGCACACAGUGUCUGAAGAGGAUGUAAGGAAGUGCUUCAGACAGGUAAACGCACGCAAAGCCGCUGGUCCUGACGGAAUCCCCUGCCGUGUUCUUAAAUCAUGCGCGGCUCAGCUGGCUGGAGUGUUCAUGAACAUCUUCAACCUCUCCCUCUCUCUGUCUGUAGUCCCAGCCUGCUUCAAAAUGGCCACCAUCGUCCCUGUACCCAAAUCCUCCACCAUCACAUCCCUGAACGACUGGCGACCAGUAGCCCUGACCCCCAUCGUGAGCAAAUGCUUGGAAAGGCUGGUCAGGAACUUCAUCUGCUCUGCGCUGCCGGACUCACUGGACCCUCUACAAUUUGCAUACCGCCACAACAGGUCCACUGAUGACGCCAUAGCCCUGACUCUACAUACUACCCUCACCCACCUGGAGAAAAAAGAUAUGUAUGUGAGAAUGCUGCUAGUAGAUUAUAGCUCUGCAUUCAACACCAUCAUUCCCUCAAAGCUGGACAGGAAACUACAAGAUCUAGGAUUGAGCAGCUCUCUCUGCAGCUGGGUUCUCAACUUCCUGUCCGACAGACGCCAGAUGGUCAGACUGGGCAGUAUCACCUCAUCCCCUGUCACAAUGAACACGGGUGCUUCACAAGGGUGUGUACUGAGUCCUCUACUGUACUCACUCUACACAUACGACUGCACGGCCACUAGCAGCUCCAACAUCGUUGUGAAGUUUGCAGACGACACAACAGUGGUAGGUCUUAUCACCAACGGUGAUGAGACGGCAUACAGGGAUGAGGUCAGUGCCCUGACACAUUGGUGCCAGGAGAAUCAUCUCUCCCUCAAUGUCGGAAAGACCAAAGAGUUGAUAGUGGACUUCCGAAGGUGUAGGGGUGCACAUUCCCCCAUCAUCAUCAACGGCGCUGCUGUGGAGAAAGUGAGCAGCUUCCGCUUCCUGGGUGUCCAAAUAGCAGAGGAUCUCACAUGCAAACACCCCUAUGACAACCAGCACAACAGCAAACACCCCAGUGACAACCAGCACAUCAGCAAACCCUAUGGUGACAACCAGCACAACAGCGAACCUGCCGGUGACAACCAGCACAACAGCGAACACCCCUAUGACAACCAGCACAACAGCAAACACCCCAGUGACAACCAGCACAACAGCAAACACCCUGCAAACACCCCAUUGACAAACAGCACAACAGCAAACACCCCAUUGACAAACAGCACAACAGCAAACACCCCAUUGACAACCAGCACAACAGCGAACACCCCUAUGACAACCAGCACAACAGCAAACACCCCAGUGACAACCAGCACAACAGUGAACACCCUGGGGACAACCAGCACAACAGCAAACACCCUGGGGACAACCAGCACAACAGCAAACACCCCGGUGACAACCAGCACAACAGUGAACGCCCCGGUGACAAACUCCACGGUGAACUGCCAGAACCGUGGUUAUGAAAUUAAUGGGUUCUGCAUCUGCCCCGAUGAUUUCACUGGAAUCUCUUGCGAGUUGUCAAACGUCUGUCCUGAAACUACUAUUAAUAGCCUCACGUUUCCAAAGACGGUUUUCGGACAAGCAGGGUAUUCAACGCAGGUGUGUCCUCAAGGAAGCUUUAAUGCUGGACUUCCAAAAGCCACUGCUCGGUGUAUAAAUAAAAAUCUCACUUUUGCUGCAUCUCAGGAGCUGAACUGUGAUAUGACCCUUGAUAUCAUCGAUAUAGAUCUCUCCAAUGCCAGUCUUGAACAAAGGCAGAGUUUGGCCUCCAACACCCAAAUCCUCACUUCCAGACCAGAGAAACUGACCUCAGAAAACAUCAGCACUGCUGCAACGAUAGUCAGCCGUCUGCUCAUGGUCAAAAACAGCAGUCAGGUACAGUUUGAGGUCUCCCUUGCAGCCAUCACCACAGUCAGUCAGCUUCUUAACGCUAGCACGGAGAAAUUCUUCCCUUCUGAUUCCAUCAUCAAUCUCACCAAAACGUUGCAGGACUUUGCCUUGCAGAUUGAAAAUGGAUCAGCGUUUGUACAGCCAAACAUCGCCAUACAGACAUUUAACGUGUCCCAAAGUUCAAAAAUCCAAAUAACUGAUUUUUCAGCUUUAUCAAAUAAUGGAUCCUCACAUGAUAAUCCUAAAGAUUCUUCAGACACUUUCUCAGCCAACAGAAUAAAGAUAAAUGACGAACACAAAAACAUUACUGACCAGUUUGCCAUCGAUCUCCAGAUGAACAUCAAGCUUAAAGAAGGUACCAACACAGAGAAUAAAACCACCAAAAUUGGCUUUGUGCUGUACAACAACGAUCAGUUCUUCAGAUCUCAGAUCUUCCGUCCUUCACUGAACAUCAAGAGAAGAGUGAUCGCUGGAAGGCUGGAAACAAAAGAUGAACCUGACCAUGUUGAGUUCUCAAUAAGGGUCCAGAAUGUGUCUUCUAAGCGCCUCUACGAUUUUGCAUGUGUGUUUUGGGAUUAUGACAGGAAAGAUUGGAGCACAAGAGGCUGUAAGAAAAAGCACAGUUCAGUUUAUCAGACCUGUAGAUGUGAAGGCAUGGCCAACUUUGCCAUGUUGAUGAGUUUCAGCUCAAACCCUGAAAUAAUCCAGGAUUUAAAUCUGAUCAGCAUGAUCGGCUGUGCUCUAUCUGUCGUGGGUUUGAUCAUCACGGUGAUAUUUCAGAUUCGAACCAGGAAGUCAAGAAGACCCAGUCCUACCAUCCUGAUGAUUAGCAUCUGCAUCUGUAUGACCAUCGGCUACCUCAUCUUCAUCUUUGGAAUUAAAAACUCAAUCCCUGACUCGAGGAUUGACGCUUUAGACAAUGCCAUUCCUUCAUCCGAUGUCCAUCAAGACCCAGACAAUGGGGCAUGUACUGCUUUAACCGCACUCCUUCAAUACUUCCUGUUAGCAACGUUCACUUGGAGCUCGCUGUACGCUGUGCACAUCUUCCUCCUGAUCAAAAACACCUUCUCUGGGCUUCCUCGAUACUUCAGUGUUUUAUCCAUUGUAGUGGGCUGGGGCCUUCCAGCGGUAGUGGUUGGAAUCUCUUUAGGAAUUACGUACCGCAACAGUAACCCAUUAAACUACAGACAGGAGGCAAUCUGUUGGCUGGCUGCACUGGACGAGAAUAACACAUUUGAUAUGAUGAAGCCAAUGCUUUGGGGUUUUCUUCUCCCUGUCGCUGUAAUGCUCCUCAUCAACAUCGCAGUACUCUUUUACUUCUCAUACACCAUCUGCAGAACCAACCCCGACCUCAACAGUUCACAGGUCACACCUUUACGAAAUAAAAUGUUGGGCUGCAUUUCCAUGUCAGUGAUUCUCGGUGUGACCUGGGUUAUCGGCUACUUCCUGCUCCUGGAGAAGAAUGAAAUCAAGAGCACUGUGCUCAGCUUUGCCUUCUGUCUGUGUAACACCACUCAGGGCAUCCAGAUCUUCGUGUUGUUUACGUUAAGAACUUCAGCCUUUAAGAAGAAAGCUCUGGCUGUUUUCAAGCUCAUCCCACCUCCUGUUAUGGCGAAUCACAGAAAGACGUUCAAUGUGGCGGACACAGCAGAACCUGAGCCUGAGGAGAGCUACAGAUCCAUCAACUUUGACCUUUACUAUCUGCAUCACUGA